AUGAAAAUCGCGUUAUUUUUGCUAUUUUUUGUGCUCGGGGCAAAUUGCGCCAAUUUAUCAUCGUUGAUUGAGGCGUUGGAGCCAAAUAAAUUAUGCUCGGUUUAUGAUCCAUUUAAAGUUUUGCCCGAAAAUAAUAAGGUAAGAUAUUCUUUUUUUGAGCCACUGUAAUCUUUUCUUGUUGAAAAAAAAGUGUGAAAAAUCGAAUCUAAGAAAUUUUUCGGAUUCUGUAGAUCAAAUUUUGAACUAACAAUAAGCUAAAAUUAGAGAGUUCGGAUAAUUCGAAUAUAAAUUUUGAAUUACAGUUCCAAAUCGGCGGAAGUUUCCCACUUCAUCAAAUUGAUUGUACCACACUUCGACCUGAAACUGUUCAAGAAAUUGUGGCUAUACAAUGGGCGCUGACUCAUUGGAAUCAAAAUGAGCAAAAUCAUGCUGCAAAACUUGGUAAGGGAAAUUUGAGAAAAAUAGAAUUUAGAACAAAAUUUGUAUCUAAAAAGAAACUUCAUUUUUUUUAUUCCAGGUCUCUACGCUGGUGAUACUUGUUCACGAUCAGCCGAAUCUCUUUCACAAUCUCUCCGUUUUCUCGAUUCUGUUGGAUAUCACGAACCAAAAGAAUGCCGAACUGAAACACCUGGUGCAAAAUUACUCGGAUUAAUUGCACCAAAAGAUUAUGAAUCAUCGAUUUCUCUCGGCAAAUUUUUGUCAGUUUCUUCGAUUCCUGUUGCAGCUUAUAGUUCAGAUUCAGUGAAUGCUUUGACCGAAUUAGAAGUUGAUUAUACAAUUGCCACGUCACCAACUAUUGGAGUUUAUGUCGAAGCUUUGAUUCGGUAAGUUCUUUCUAAAUCUUGGCUAUCUAUAAAAAUCAAUUUUGAAGAGAGACCUAGUAAAUAAAAAAAAACAAUGAAAAAUUUCUGCGUUCCAAACACAUCCUCAUUAAUUAAGUAUGUUUAAUGAUGUCAAUUAUUCAUCACCUAAUAAAAUCAUGAUUUUCUUUCCGUUCCAAAAAAUGAAAAUAAAAAAAGAUUUUGAAUUAUGUGAAAGGUCAAUCACAAAAAAAUGAAGAAAAAAAGUUUUGGAUUACAAGUAGAAUUGAAAAAUCAGGAGAGAAUUAAAGGGAUGAAUUUUCAAAUUACUGUACCCAUGAUAUUUUUUGUGUAUAAGCAAGAACCGUUUGAAACAUCAAAUUUCAAUUCUCAAAUGUUUUCAAAAAUUCAUGUUUCUAGUUUGAUGAAUCAAAUGAGAUCGAACCUUGUCACCAUUGUUGAUGAUGGUUCAAAAUCGCCAAUUGUGAAGCGAGUUAUCGCACAACUUCGCGACGCCGAUGUUUUUGUAUCUGAUACAAUUCCAAUCGAUCAUCCAUUCCUUUCACAAGCUCUCGAAGACAGUGAUUCAACAAUAAUUGUCAGUAUUCUCAACAAAUCACAAAUGCAAAAAACAAUCACAAAACCGGCGAUUGCAGCGAUGCAUAAAAUUUGGAUGAGUAUUCCGACAGAAGGCGAAGUUUUGGAUGAAGAAGAACAAGAUCGAGUUUUGGAAAAAGAUUCGAAAUUGAUUUUGAUUACACUUCAACCAAAAUAUAAAGAGUUACCACAAUUCCGCGAUUAUUUUGUGCGAGUUUUGAAGAAUAAUUAUAAGAAUUAUCAAUUGUUGACUUCGUAUAUCGAACAGGUUUGUGAAUUUUGUGAAUUUUAAUUUGUGAUUAAUCAAUUAAUAUUUCUAGGUUCAUAACUGUACCAACGAGGAUUGCAAUUUGGAAAAAGAAGCAAUGAUCGAAGGAUAUGUUCAAGCUCGAACAACUGAACCUGUUAUUCGAAUGACUUAUGCAUUCGCAGCGGUUGCCAAGAAAAUCGUUGAAAUGAAACAGGAAAAAAUCUGUGCUCAUGCUUCUCUCGAAUGCACAGAUUUGAUCAUGAACACUUUCCUUGAUCUUGAUUAUGAAUUCACGAAAAAUGAUCCACUUGAAUUUUAUAGCGAAAGAUUGAGAUUCUAUCAAAGUUCAACAGAAAAUAUUCUUCUUGCAUCUGGAAUGAUUGUUGAAGCAAUUGAAAUAUACAUUGGAAAUGAUAAUCAAACAAUGAAAAGUAAAUUGUUAUCAUUUACAACUGGAUCACCACCAACUGUGAUUCUUUCAUCACUUCGAUCUGAAGAUCAAAAACUUCGAAGUAUUUGUGCACCAUAUCGACCAUUCUGUGGACAAUGUCCAAAUGUGCAAAAUGUCAAUUCGGAUCGACAUUUCUUAUCAAUUCCAAGACAUUAUCCAUUAUAUCUUGUUGGAUUAUUUGAUCUUCAUAAUGGACAAAAUUGUCAAAGUAUGAGUCAAACAGAUAUUAGUCUUCCAAUGGCAUUUGUACACACUGUUUGGACUUUCAAACAAAGAUUCCCACAAUUGGGACUUUUGAAAGAUCUCGACUUUGGAGCAUUAUUGAUUGAUAGUUGUUCAUCCGGAAAACAAGCAAUUGAAUCAAUUGUUCGAUCAGAAACACAAUGCUUCAGAUUUAAUCAAGCUGGAAGAAAUAUCACAAUUGUUCCAAAAUCAGUAUUUGGAUAUGCAAGUGCUUUGAGAGGUGAUUCGCAAGAAUCAUUGAAAGGAUAUUUCUCAUCUGGAGACACUGAUGCAUCACUUGUUUCUGUAGAAUCUGAACAUUCUGCACUUCAACAUUCAUUCACAGCUCUUCCAAGUUCAAGAAGUCAAGCUUUGGCUCUUCUCAAACUCCUAAAUCGUAUGUCUUGGCAAUUUGUAACUGCUGCAAUCAGUGAACAAGAUCCUGAAUCUAUGUCAUUGUUUAGAAGUUUCGAAAGACUUGCAUUAGAUCGAGGAGUUUGUCUGGCUGAAGUUGUUAAUAUCAAUGGAGGUGGAGCAACAACAUCGAGCUCCACAAAUGUGACAAUUGUAUUUGCAACAGCGCGGGACGCUGCUAAAUACCUCAAGAAUUUCAAAGUAAAAAAAGAACAUGUUCAUAUUAUGAUGGGUGAUUCACAUGAUUGGCAUUUACACGCUACUGAACAACAAGAACAAUUUGCUGGAACUGUUAGUGUUCAACCAAAGAAUAUAUUGUAUGCUGAUUUUGAAGAGUGGCUUGAAACCACUACUCCACUAACACUUCCCGAACUUUGGUAUUGGUCUUAUAUUGAAGAUCGAUAUGGCUGCGCGCUCAGUCAGAAAUCAAAAGUUGUUUAUGGUCGAAUGUGUUCAGGUGAUGAAUUAUUGAAUAUUGAAUCAUUGGGACGAAUGACAAAAGCUGGUUAUUUAUCAAGAGGUGUUGAAAGAUUCUUAUUUGCUAUGGAUUCAGUUUAUAAGGUAAGUAAUUCAAAAUUAACAUUUCGAUCAUACUGUAACUAAUUAUUUUUUAGACUCUUUGCCCUGCUCAAAAUGGAAUCUGCCUUGAAUUCUACGAACAAGGACGUAAACAAAUUUUGAAUCAACUCAAGAAAACAUCAACUGAAGAUGAUGUUGAAAUCUAUGAAUAUCUUCCGGAUAUUAAUGGUCAUUUCACGUAUCAUCGAAUUGCUAAUUGGUCACUUACAACUGGACUUCGAAUGUCAACACAAUAUCGAAGUGCAUCAGGUGGACAAUUAAUUGAGAGCAAAUGUCAACCACCAAUGUGUAAAUGUUUCUUGGAUGGUGAUUUCUUCCAAAGACCUCUUGAAUCAUUUGUUUUCGAACCAGAAGCACAAAUUGAUUCAUCUUCGGAUGAUGGAUAUAUUAAAAGACAACCAACUUAUGGUUCAGAGAAAAUUGAAUAUCAAUCAAUAUUUGAGCAUAUUUCUAGUGGAACAUGGAGACAUCAUCCACAUAAUUAUGUUUUGUUGGCUUUUAUUACAGUACUCGUUGUUAUCGCAUUUGCAGUUUUGAUUUUAGUUUUGGCUAAAUUGUAUUUGAGAGUUGUGAAAGGAAAUCAGUCACUUGGAAUUUCAUUAUUGAUUGGUAUGUCAAGCCUAUUUGGAAAUAAAACUCACAUUUCAAAAAUUUUUUACAGGAAUCAUAAUUCUCUACAUCACCGCAUAUUUCUUUGUUUUUGAUCCAACUGAUACUGUUUGCCGAUUCCGAGUUAUUCUUCAUGGUUUGGGUUAUGCAAUCUGUUUUGGUGUUAUUAUUGCCAAAGCCACACAACUCAGAAAUGCUGAAACUCUCGGAUUCGGAACAUCAGUUCACAUCUCAUUUUGGAAUUAUUGGCAACUUCUAUUUUUCAUUGUUGGUGUACAAAUCGCAUUAUCAAAUAGAUGGUUUAUGGAACCAUUUAUGUCAACAAUUGGAGUUGUUGAUCAAACCGAUCAAAGAAUGAUGUGCACUUUGGGAAAAGUUGAAUUCGUUCUAUCAAAUAGUUAUGUAAUGAUAUUGAUUUUGAUGGCAAUGUUUUUAAAUCUUCUCAAUCGGAACAUCAAGAGAAAUUAUAAAGAAACAAAAUGGUUGUUAUAUUCAACAGUUGGAUGUUUUGCAAGUUGGAUUGCAUGGAUCACUUUAUAUCUUACAAUUGGUUAUGAAUUCCGUGACACUGUUAUUGUUAUCGAACUAAUUGCCUGUGCAACUAUUCUUUUAGGAUUCUUAUUUGGCCCAAAAAUUUAUAUUUUGCUUUCUUAUGAACCAGUUGUGGUUGCUUUGAAGCGCGAACAAUUUGGAAAUGAUUUAUUUGAAAAAGAUGAUGAUAUUCCAUCAAUUCGAGCUGUUUCACCUGCAUCUUCAACCACUUCAUCAUCAAAUAGAUCUUCAUCUUCCUAUGGAUCAGGUUCGACUGGAUCGAAGAGACCAGUAAAUGCAGUGGGACCAUUACCAACGCCACCAACAGAAGAUCAAUCACCUAUUUUUCAUACGGUGAUGAGAAAGAAGACCAAAGUGAAAAGAUCAAAUAGUGAACAUGAUACAGUGGUAAGUCAAACUUUAUCUUAUUUUGACAAAAUAAAUAUUUCAGAUGAAUGGUGCUUAUCCAAUGACAUCUGUUCCGAUCAUCAGAAGUCCAUCUUCACGAAAAGACGAACAAAUUCAUCAACAUCAUCACAAUUCUUCUUCUCUCCAAUAUUCACCACCAAUUCGACACUAA
Caenorhabditis angaria is the source of this 5033-nucleotide messenger RNA. Lineage: Eukaryota; Metazoa; Nematoda; Chromadorea; Rhabditida; Rhabditidae. The record is from the annotation of a GenBank genome assembly.